Molecule: messenger RNA, 2211 nt
Organism: Hyposmocoma kahamanoa
Lineage: Eukaryota; Metazoa; Arthropoda; Insecta; Lepidoptera; Cosmopterigidae
Gene: stet
Product: protein rhomboid
Exons: 5
Coding region: 101-1030 (309 amino acids)
Cellular component (GO): membrane
Molecular function (GO): serine-type endopeptidase activity
Source: RefSeq, a predicted model, not a curated record
ACCGCUGCGUGGCAGUCGUCAUGGUAACCGUUCGGCCACGGAGGCAGUUAAGUUAAGUUUGUAUAAGUGUUCAUCGAAAAUUGUAUAAUGGUUGUUUCAGAUGAGCGGCAAGCGUACGCGCAGCUAUAGAUGCGCGGUACAUCAGCGCGACCGCGAAGUUUGCUCCGAAAACGACUUCCAUCUGCUGCUUGAAGACCCCACAUUAUUUGCCAGGAUGGUGCACUUAGUGGCGAUGGAGGUGCUUCCUGAGGAGCGGGAGCGAAAAUACUACCAAGAGAGGUAUACCUGCUGCCCACCACCGCUCUUCAUUAUCUGUGUCACUUUACUAGAGCUGGGCGUGUUCGCAUGGUAUGCUUGGGGUUCAGGCGGAGUAGCGGCGACGGCAGGUCCCGUGCCCGUGGACUCGCCGCUCGUCUACCGGCCCGAUCGGCGGAAGGAGCUCUGGCGGUUCCUCACCUACAGUGUUGUGCACGCCGGCUGGCUGCACCUCGCCUUCAACCUGCUCGUGCAACUUGCAGUGGGUCUACCUCUAGAGAUGGUUCACGGUGCUCUACGCUGCGGCGCGGUGUACCUCGCAGGAGUUCUGGGAGGCUCUCUUGCAGCGUCAGUGCUCGACCCUGACGUUUGCCUUGCGGGUGCUUCAGGCGGCGUGUACGCGUUACUAGCCGCGCAUCUCGCCAACGCACUGCUCAACUUCCACGCGAUGCGAUAUGGCGCCGUGAGAUUAGUCGCGGCACUGGCCGUCGCGUCGUGCGACGUCGGCUUCGCUGUGCACGCGAGAUAUACUAAGGAAGCGCCGCCGGUAUCAUACGCAGCACACGUAGCGGGCGCAUUAGCGGGACUGACCAUCGGGCUGUUAGUGCUGAAGCACGCACAGCAGCGGCUGUGGGAGCGGCUUCUUUGGUGGGCGGCGCUGGGUGCUUACGCAGCCUGCACGUUAUUCGCCGUGCUGUACAACGUAUUCAGCAUGCCAGUCGACGAACUGCACUACAUGCCCCCCGACCCGCCGCCUGACGUCGCCGGCUUCUGACCGCCCCGCCGCACCAAGCGCCAUAUUGCCCGGCCGGAUUAAGCUACGAAGCGACACUAUUCUGCCAUGAAAGAUAACUUGUAUGAAUUGUAAUUACAAUAUCCCAAAGGAAUAGUGUUACUUCUAAAAUCAAUAUUAUUUUUUUGUCGAUUUAUUUUCGAUAGCCUAGUCCGGUCAGCUGGACGGCACACUCACAACACGCCUAGUCAAUUUACCUUAGUGUGAUUCGCGAUAAGUAGCGUUAUAAUUUGAGGAGGCUCGUCUUGCUCCAACGUUUAUACACGUGAAUUUGUACGUUCAAUCUAAGAUGUGUUAAUUCAGUAACAAUACCUAUGAUAUAACCCCGAGGAAACUACAUUCUAAACGUAAACGCGUAACUUAAUAGGCUAUUUGGAGCUAUUAAGUUCUCUUGCAAAUGGAUACUCAAACGUGAGAUUUCUAAAUGAUAUUCUGUUCAUCAAGGUAUAUCAACCUCAGUGUUAUAUGUGUAUAUAAUGAGGUUGUCAUUUUUUGUUUGCAGCGACCUCCUCGCUAUACUUAAUUGUUAAGUAGUCUUAAUUAUAUUGGAUAGGCGAAUUAUUUUUGUACCUAAUCAGCGUCCGUAGUUAUAGGAGGAAGGCGUUACCGCGACACAUCACUUUGUCCCGUGCAUACCGAUCACCACACUAAAUGCUCUACUAAACAAAAUAAAACCUCUUUAUUCCAUAUUCAAUAUACCUCUACAGCAGAGUAUUUGGUCGAGGUGUUCGGCUUAAUUAUACCCAGCACACCAAAGAUUAGGUUAAAAUAGCACCCUAGUGUGGAACAGUGAUUUCCAUAAACUUUUUGAGCUUUGAAACUGAUUUUAUUGUGAUUAGAAUUUAACUUCAACUUUGCUCACCCAAACUGAAUAUGCCUCAAUUGUUUUAAUUAAACGUGAAGUGAAAUAAAGUUUGGAAUAAGCAUAUUGUUAUUGCUCAAUUGCAACUGUUUUUUUAAUCCAUGAUGAUUAUGCUCAAAAGCGAGUUUUAUUAUUUUAUUGAAUCAAUUGAUUAUUAUUAUUAUACUCUUCUAUUACAGCACGUAAGAGAGUUUGUCCAUUUCGUCCUAAACUUCGGCAUUUUAGAGAACAAUUUCUCAAGACUCAUUAGUGUAGUUUUAAUAUUUAUAAUGUGCCUGAUUCCUAUUAUUAUAAAUUUGAU